This is a messenger RNA of Mya arenaria, 3425 nucleotides long. Its product is annotated as oxygen-dependent coproporphyrinogen-III oxidase-like. Lineage: Eukaryota; Metazoa; Mollusca; Bivalvia; Myida; Myidae. The record is from RefSeq and is a predicted model, not a curated record. Bases 210 to 1394 code for a protein of 394 amino acids. Gene Ontology annotation, cellular component: cytoplasm; mitochondrial intermembrane space. The transcript has 13 exons. Gene Ontology annotation, molecular function: coproporphyrinogen oxidase activity.
UUGAAUGUAAUGGCUGCGCCCAUAGGACACUUCGGAAGUAUACAUACACACUUAAUAAUAAUUACAUUCGCGUUCUUCUUUGAUUUUAUGUGCAAUUAAUAGAAGAAAUAAUUUUGAAGACAGAUAAUAUUAUUCGCCAAUCGUUCAAUUGUCAACUUGUUUUAUGCGUUUAACAGGUUGACAGCUGGAAGUCCUAGUUUUUAACACCGAUGAUGUCAUUUUUACACAAAGUUUUGGCUAAGGCAAGACCGACAAGAUGCUUCGGGACGCUUGCGGGAAAAAUGAGGACAUCAUCUACUCACAAAUUUGGGCGGGUUUUGUUGGUAGGCGUGGGAGGGACGUCAGUUGUAGUAGGCGCUGUUACCCUCUGGACCAAGGGAGGAAACUCUGUAUUGGCUGCCUCCAUGUUAGAAGGCAAAGACUGGAUGAGCUCCCCUAUCACUGACCAUCAUGAAAUGGAAAAGAAUGCUGAUUCUAUGAGGAUCAAAAUGGAGAUGAUGAUUAUGGACAUCCAGCGGGAGUUUUGCCGAGCCCUUGAGGCAGAGGAGGAGGAUGAUAUGAAGUUCAAGGUCGACAAGUGGAGCAGAAAACAGGGUGGAGGAGGUAUCACCUGUGUGUUGCAGGAUGGAAGGGUGUUUGAGAAGGCGGGCGUGAACAUUUCUGUCGUCAGUGGCAACCUGCCUCCACAAGCAGUUCAACAGAUGAAGUCCAGGGGUAAGGUCCUUGAAGGGAAAACCCUGCCCUUCUUUGCAACAGGAAUCAGCUCAGUCAUACACCCUAGGAACCCUAAUGUGCCGACAGUGCAUUUCAACUACCGGUACUUCGAGGUGACAGAUGAAAAGGGAACCAAGCAUUGGUGGUUUGGGGGAGGUACUGAUCUCACACCUUACACCCUAGAUGAAAAGGAUGUCAAGCACUUUCACAAGACAUUGAAGAAAACUUGUGAUAAACACCAAAGCAACUACUACCCAGACUUCAAGAACUGGUGCGAUGAAUACUUCUAUAUAAAACACAGAGGUGAAAGUCGUGGAGUAGGAGGAAUUUUCUUUGAUGACCUUGAGGAUGGAGAUCCACAAGAGCUCUUCAACUUUGUCAAAGAUUGUGCCAAGUCUGUAGUGCCCUCCUAUAUACCCCUCGUGACGAAAAACAAGAAGAAGGGCUAUGGAUAUAACGAGAGGAGAUGGCAGUUGUUACGCAGAGGACGGUAUGUGGAAUUCAAUCUAGUGUACGAUCGGGGAACCAAGUUUGGACUUUUCACACCGGGAGCUAGAUUCGAGAGUAUUCUCAUGUCACUUCCACUCAAUGCAAGCUGGGAAUACUGUCAUGAGCCAGAGCCCGGAUCUGAGGAGGCAAAGCUGACUGAAGUUCUGAAGAACCCACGUGAUUGGGUAUGAUUUGAGGAAGCCCAGACUGACUGAUUGACCCACCAUAUAGCAGGAAUCUACAGGAACAGGUGUUUAUUGUUUUGGACAAGACUGCAGCUCACUGUGUUAUAUGUGAACUGUCUAUCCUCUAGUGAUUCAAUGGUACCAUCUUCUUUGUGAACGUUAUACAUUCUAUUUUUUGAAGCUAUUAAUAUAUUUAAUAACAAUACGCUACAAUACUAUCAUUUUUUAAAAAAGAGUUUCAUUUAGUCCGCUUUUAAAGGUAAAAUUGAUUUGUGAUUAAGCCAGUAAUAACACCCUCCAUUUAAUAUGUGGUGUUGACCUAAUGUUAAACGCAAAUACCACUCUUGAGAAAACAAUAUAUCCAAACAAUCCACAAUAUCAAUGUCAAAAUUACUACAAAGGGGGAGAACUCAUGAAACUCAUGAAACAAAAUCAAAGCACUGAAAGCACUCAUAAGUACAACAUUAACACCUAAUAAUUCCAGAAAACGUAUGUUAUUUUGUUGAACAAUUGUUGAUAAGACCACCCCUAUGACUGUGUGGUUUUCCAUGGACGUGUUUGCUGACAGUUAUUCCACCAAGUGGACGAAAUUGAAACUGGCCUUAAUUUCUCAAGCAUUUUCAGGCAUAACAUUUUUUUUUAUCUUAUUUUCAUAAUCUUUAGGCUAAAAAAUCUUUAGGCUAAAACAAUAAAUUUGCUUAUUGUUCUUAUUUUUGUUUCUCCUUUGUCAAUGGACAAGUUUUUUUAAAAAUAAUUUUUAAUAACAAAAAGUUCUAUUUUUAUAAUCAUACAUGUACAUACAUAUAAUAUAUUUGUGGUCUGCAACUCGGAGUUCAUAUAACUGUUCCAUUGGCAUGAUGUAAAUUAUGACUUACUUUCUCAUGACGUUGUUGUAUAUGUUUGCGUUACUGUUAUUAUUAUAUGAUAUUUAUCUGUUGGCCACAUUGGUGCUUUAUGCAAUAUGGGAAAUGGGUUGGUGGUGUUUUUUGUUUAAAUCAUUAAAAUGUUUCACAGUCAAAACUCGCUUUGUCAAAGUCGUUGGGACCUUGAGAAAUACCUCGAGAUAACAAACCUUUGACAUAACUGAAGUGCAAUAUAUUGCUUUAAACUAAAUCCAACAGUACGACAUAACUAGAAAAUGAGUUAACAGAGUUUGACAUAACGAGUUUCGACAGUACUUGCUUUCAAUGUAUGGAUAUACACGGAGUCUUGUGGCUUCAAAAAUGGCAGUGUUUCCUUUCGAGGAAAAAGCUCAUAUUGUGUUUCAUUAAACAUAAUUAUCACUUUUUUUGACAGAUAUAAAAAUUGACAUGAAGAAUUCAGGUGUAUUUGUGCUAGUUUGACUCUAGGAGUUUAUAUUUUUUUAUGCGACGCAAUUUUCUAAAGUAUGUGUUCACAAACGUUUUGAUCACCACUUAUACAUUGACAUAUUUUAUUAGUUAUUAUACAUACAGUACAUAUCAUGAAUGACACAGGGAUUGCUUUGCCUGGCAUCGUCUGUGCCAGUGUCACACUUGUUUUCGAUCAACGUCUUUUAAACGACUUGCCAGGUGCAUAUUUAUUGUGACCUUGACUAAAAAGAUACUACGAGCAUUUCCGAUCAGUAUCUUUUAAACGGCUUGUCUUGAACCUUUACCUUGAUAAGUAGAUGACCCCUAUUGAUUUUUGGGUCAAAGGUCAAGGUCAUGGUAUCCUUUAUUAUAAACAAUAUGAGAGCUCCCGACCUGAUUUGCAUAUUUUUUGUUGACAGUCAGUGACCUCAGGUACAUGCAUAUUAUUGUAGAGAGAUGUUAGGGUAUACUAUACAAUUUGUGUUUAAUAAAAAAAAAAACAUUAUUGUGAUUUAGUUGCUUUACUUUUGCUGUUAUUAAAACACAGAUUGACUGACUCUUCAUAUGACCUUAAAUUUAUAUGAUAAUAAAUAUAUACGAUAUAUGUAGAUGAUAAAUUAUAGGCUUUUUGAAGUAUUAUUGAAUAAUUCUACUAUUACUACUAUUACUAUUAAAAUACCAUUUUAAUAAAAUGUAGUGAAAUCAA